GGCCGCGCCGCGGGGAUGGCGGGAGCUGGAGCGGGAGCGGGAGCUCGCGGCGGAGCGGCAGCGGGAGUCGAGGCCCGGGCUCGCGACCCGCCGCCCGCGCACCGCGCACACCCGCGCCACCCCCGGCCUGCGGCGCAGCCCACAGCCCGCAGGAUGGACGGCGCGUCCGGGGGCCUGGGCUCCGGGGACAGCGCCCCGACCACCGAGGCUCUGUUCGUGGCGCUGGGCGCGGGGGUGACGGCGCUCAGCCACCCGCUGCUCUACGUGAAGCUGCUCAUCCAGGUGGGUCACGAGCCGAUGCCGCCCACCCUGGGCACCAACGUGCUUGGGCGGAAGGUCCUCUACCUGCCGAGCUUCUUCACCUACGCAAAGUACAUCGUGCAAGUGGACGGGAAGAUCGGGCUGUUCCGGGGCCUGAGCCCCCGCCUCAUGUCCAAUGCCCUCUCCACCGUGACCCGGGGCAGCAUGAAGAAGGUCUUCCCUCCGGAUGAGAUCGAGCAGGCUUCCAACAAGGACGACAUGAAGACCUCCCUGAGGAAGGUGGUGAAGGAGACAUCCUACGAGAUGAUGAUGCAGUGCGUGUCCCGCAUGCUGGCCCACCCCCUGCACGUCAUCUCAAUGCGCUGCAUGGUCCAGUUUGUGGGACGGGAGGCCAAGUACAGCGGUGUGCUGAGCUCCAUCGGGAAGAUUUUCAAAGAGGAGGGGCUGCUGGGAUUCUUCGUUGGCUUAAUCCCCCACCUCCUGGGCGACGUGGUUUUCUUGUGGGGCUGUAACCUGCUGGCCCACUUCAUCAAUGCCUACCUGGUGGAUGACAGCGUGAGUGACUCCCCCGGGGGGCUGGGAAACGACCAGAAUCCAGGUUCCCAGUUCAGCCAGGCCCUGGCUAUCCGGAGCUACACCAAGUUUGUGAUGGGGAUUGCGGUGAGCAUGCUGACCUACCCCUUCCUGCUGGUGGGCGACCUCAUGGCCGUGAACAACUGCGGGCUCCAGGCUGGGCUCCCCCCAUACUCCCCGGUGUUCAAGUCCUGGAUUCACUGCUGGAAGUACCUGAGUGUGCAGGGCCAGCUCUUCCGGGGCUCCAGCCUGCUCUUCCGUCGCGUGUCAUCAGGGUCGUGCUUUGCCCUGGAGUAACCCGAAUCACCUGACCAGACAGCUCAGCCAGCCCUGGCUUGGCCUGACCAUCAGAGCACCUCCACACACUCGCCCACCUGGGCCCCAGCUCCAUAUCCGCCCGUGUGUCUGUCCAGCUGUGGGGUCAGGAGGGCCACCUGUUAGACCUGGAGGAGGCGGGUGAGCAAGGAAGGGGGAAAUCGGCCCCUUCCUUCCCACCCUUGCUGAGUCCCCUGGGGAGAGGCCCAUGGGGUCCAGCCAGCUGGGCGUGUCACGCUGCUUGGUAAACUGGGCCAUCCUCCUCAUGCGGCCGCUGUCACGUCCAGGCCCCUGCUAUAGGCUGCCGCUGGGUUCUGCCUCAUUUUUCUCAACACUACUUUCUGAUGUGAGGGCUGCACUUCUGAAAGGGAAAUCCUGUGACUCCUUGGAACUGCCCCUCAUCUCACGCUUGUCCGUUUAACGGUGAUGCCUCACGUGUUGGGCCCAAUCACCUGUGCUUCUGUGUGAGUCUGGAGGAAUUAGGCAGAUCAGUGUCUCUAGUCCUUUCCAGUUUAAAAGUUCCUGAUAAGAUUGGACCCCAUUUCCCUCAAAUAAAUGUAUUGGUGGUGAUUUGGA
Messenger RNA from Heterocephalus glaber (naked mole-rat), 1725 nucleotides. It is a transcript of the gene Mtch1, whose product is annotated as mitochondrial carrier 1. NCBI's taxonomy places the organism in Eukaryota, Metazoa, Chordata, Mammalia, Rodentia, Bathyergidae. Gene Ontology annotation, cellular component: mitochondrion; membrane. The record is from RefSeq and is a predicted model, not a curated record. Gene Ontology annotation, biological process: positive regulation of apoptotic process.